UUUCGAAGCAAUGGUGUGCGAGGUGAUCGAGGAGCUGUUGACUGCGCCUCCGCAUGCUUCUGCUGAGGAGUUCAUACAGUACAGUCUGAGCGCUGAGGGGAAACCGGCUGAAAUUCCCUUGAACGGCCAUGACUACCCGAAUAAGGCUUAUCUCGACCCUAGGUGUUGGCCUUAUUGCGAUAGCUUCCUCAGUGACCUUCCGCGUACUCUAGACAGGCUAGCAACAAGCUCCCUGUGUUCAGAACUGAGCUCUGGGCUGGAAGAGGCCUUUGCUAUGACCAAGUCCAGAACGGUGGUCUUAUCUCUUUCCGGGGGAGUCGACUCUUCGUCCACUCUCAUCCUUCUCUGUGCGCUGCGCUACCACAGAGUAGCUGACUGGAAGCUUCGAGCACUCUAUAUGGGGUAUUCAGGGAACCGAGAGAACCUCGAUGAGGCUCGGUCUGAACUCAACCUCGUGGCCUGGCUUUGUGAACAGUGUAACGUCCAGCUGUUCGCCUUCAACAUUGACCUUCCACGACCACACGGUUUAGAGGGGACGACUUCUGGUGGCGUGACCAGAGACGAGUACGAAACGCAAACGAAGAGUAUAAGGUUCCGCAUGUACAGUCUAGCCUCUGGUGAUGAGAACUGUGUGGUAGUCCUUGGUCACCAUCAAGACGACGUUGAUGAGAACCGUCUCGAGCAGCUGAGUAGAGGCCACGUUAUGGGCGAUAUGGACGGCAUGCAUCGUGUUAGGGAGUCCCCGCCUGGUCUCGACAGAUGCAUAGUGUGUCGGCCUCUCAUUUACGAGCGGAAGUCGACUUUUGUCAAGGUCGCCACAGAAGCUCACAUUCCCUAUGUUCAUGAUAGCACCCCAGCUUGGUCGGUUCGAGGCAUCACUCGAAAGGCUCUGGAUGCUGUCCUUCUUGAUGAUAACACUACUGCCAUGCAUCAAAUCUUAGCCGAUGUGGCCUGCAUGUCCUCACGAGCAGCCGAGUUGAUCGUUUCCGUUGCGAACAGUGGCGUGAUGGAGCCUCGAGAGUUGCGGUCGAAAUCAAAAGGCACUUGUCUAACCUUCUGGCGUGUGGACCUACUUCGUAUCUUUUCUCACGAGGACCUCGCGAAUCUUUUGCCAAAACUUAUAUCUUCUAUCAACGACGUGGCCAAGUUGUGGAAUAGAGCCUUACCUAGUGACCAGAACGCAGUACGAAAGAUUCCUCAAGUCAAAGAUUGGCACUCUGUGGUUUUCGAGAGAGUCGUUUCUAUUUGCAUUGAAAGGAUGCUGCCUGGCGAGAGGGUCUCCCGAAAGGCUCUCCUUCACCUCUUCCGCGAGGUUAGCAGCACUGGUGUGCGUUGUGGUGGCUUCACAGAGACUUUGGGGUUCGUCUCUGAUGGUGGUCGUAAAGUGAUGCUCCUCUAUGUUAUCGACAAGGCCAAUAAUACUGUUAAAGAUAGACGACAAGAGGUUAUCAAAUUACUCGAUUGAAGCACUUCGCAGAUAAGAUUG
Molecule: messenger RNA, 1486 nt
Organism: Perkinsus marinus ATCC 50983
Lineage: Eukaryota; Perkinsozoa; Perkinsida; Perkinsidae
Exons: 1
Coding region: 11-1465 (484 amino acids)
Biological process (GO): tRNA processing
Molecular function (GO): ligase activity, forming carbon-nitrogen bonds; ATP binding
Source: RefSeq, a predicted model, not a curated record